This is a messenger RNA of Vitis vinifera (wine grape), 3987 nucleotides long. RefSeq lists its product as uncharacterized. The transcript has 3 exons. The record is from RefSeq and is a predicted model, not a curated record. The coding region runs from base 333 to 3842 and encodes 1169 amino acids. NCBI's taxonomy places the organism in Eukaryota, Viridiplantae, Streptophyta, Magnoliopsida, Vitales, Vitaceae.
GGAAAUUUUAAAACAGAAAAAAACUCAUAAAACACACAUUCACUCCAUUUUUUUUCCCUCACACUCACUCUACCUUUCUCACUCUAAACCCUAGAAAGUAUUGAAGUCUAGGGUUUUGGCUUCCAUGGUGUUUGGGGUUUUAUUUCUGUCAAUAGGCUGCCUGGAAUCUUCUGAGUGUGAAGCAGAAGUGCUUCGUAUGUCAUCUGCUGACUGAUUCUCUCAUCAAUGCUUGUUACCAGAAUGAGUGAAGAUUUUGGAUGAUGUGUGAACCACAUGCGGGUGUAUCUUGUUGCCUCUUUGGUUGUGCAUGAUAUUUGAUUUUUGAAUCUCCCAUGGACUGCAACAAGGAAGAGGCCUUGAGGGCCAAAGUAAUUUCAGAAAAGAAGAUGCAAAGUGGUGACUUCAUAGGAGCCCGGAGGAUAGCACAAAGGGCUCAACAACUUUUCCCUGAUCUUGAGAACAUUUCCCAGCUGCUAACUGUAUGUGAUGUUCACUGUUCUGCCCAAAACAAGAUAUAUGGGACUGAAAUGGACUGGUAUGGAAUCCUUAAAGUUGAACAAGCAGCUGAUGAUGCUAUCAUCAAGAAGCAAUACCGAAAGCUUGCCCUUCUACUUCAUCCAGAUAAGAAUAAGUUUGCUGGUGCUGAAGCUGCUUUUAAGCUUAUUGGAGAAGCAAAUAGAAUACUUUCAGACCAGGGGAAGCGGUCUGCGUAUGAUAUGAAGUAUCGAGUGUCACUGAAGCAUACUGCUCCAAAGCCACCACCUCAUCAGCUGAAUAGGAACUCAUUUGUCAGAAAACAAUAUGGGGUUCAGAACAAUUUUCCAAAUGUUGCCAAUCCUCAUGGUGUGGGUUUGAACCCUCAUCAGCAGACACAACCAGGUUUAUCUGAUGGCCAGCAAACAUUCUGGACAUGUUGCCCUUUUUGUAGUAUAAGGUACCAAUAUUACAGGGAUAUUAUGAACAGAGUUUUGCGUUGUCAAACUUGCCAGAAAUCCUUCAUUGCCUAUGAUUUAGGGGCUCAGAGUGUGCCACCAGGAGCAACUUGGAGUCAGCCUGCAUUCUCACUUCAUAAUGAAGUCCCAAAUCAGUGCCCCAUUAAAGUGAAGACACAAAGUCCUGCAAUGAACCCUGGCAGCAUGGGAUCUCAGGGAAGUUUUAACAGUAAAACUGCUGGGCCAGAUUUAGUAAAGAAGAAAAGGUGCGCUGAUGAAGCCAUUGGGGGGUCUAAAACCAAUGGGAAAGAAGAUGGCAAUGUAGAUGUGGGAAGUAAGAAAGGUGUUAGAAUGCCCAAGUCCGAUGCAGAUAAACCCAGGAAAUCAGGAUCUUCAAGAAGAAACACAAGCAGGAAAAGGAAAAAUUUACCUGUGGAAUCCAGUGAAAGUUGCCAAACUUCAAGUAGUGAAGAUGCCAAAGAAGCUGCCAUUGCUCAAGAAAAAGGUGUCGUUCCUUCUGGAGAAAAUUCUGAAUUUAAUAUAGGACAUCAACCAAGGAGAUCUUCGCGGAAAAAGCAGCAUGUUUAUUAUAAUGAAAGUGUUAGUGAUGAUGAUGACUUUGUAAGCCCUCCGAAAAAGGCAAGAAUGGAUGGAUCACUGGGCACUGGUGAGGAGAGGAAAGAUAAACCUUUGGAUGAUGGGGUACCAAAAACUUGUAAUACUGCUGGUUUUACUUCUGUUGUGGAUGUAGGCAAGGAAAAUAUCAAACAAAAAGAAAAUGUCCCUCUUGAAGAAACUGUUGUGAAAAGAAAAAGUGAAGCUGGGGGAUGUAUGAUCAAUGGAAAAGCAGCAGCCACGGCAGAUGACAAUGAUGAAAGGUGCAAAGGCAGUGUUAAUUCUGAACCAAACUCAUGCCCUGAUGUUACCCACGAGCCAGUGAGCCUUGAAUGUCUUGACUGUGAUUUUAGUGAUUUUGAUAAAGAUAAGAGAGAAGAUUGUUUUUCUGUUGAUCAGAUAUGGGCUAUUUAUGACCCAAUAGAUGGCAUGCCAAGAUUCUAUGCUCGGAUCAGGAAAGUUUUCGCUCCUGAAUUUAAGCUGCGUUUCACUUGGCUAGAGCCCUCUCCAGAUGAUGCAAGCGAGAUUGCUUGGGUCAAAAAUGAAUUGCCUUAUGCCUGUGGUAAAUUUACAUAUGGGCAAACAGAAGAAACUGCAGACCUCCCUAUGUUCUCUCAUCAGGUUCAUGGUGAGAAAGGUGGUAUUAGGAAUUCCUAUUUUGUAUAUCCUAGGAAGGGAGAAACUUGGGCCAUCUACAAAAACUGGAAUACUGAUUGGAGCUCCAACCCUGAAAUCCAUAGGAAAUAUGAAUUUGAAUAUGUGGAGAUUCUGUCAGAUUUUGUUCCGGAUGCUGGAAUUGGGGUUGCUUACUUAGGCAAAGUGAAAGGGUUUGUUAGCCUCUUUCGGCAAAGUGUGCAGCAUGGGAUUGUGUUAUUUCAAAUACCACCUAGUGAACUGUUAAGAUUUUCACAUCGAAUUCCCUCAUUUAGAAUGACUGGCUCAGAAGGGGAAGGUGUCCCUAAAGGAUCAUUUGAACUUGAUCCUGCUGCUCUGCCUAACAACCUGAAUGAUUUUAGUGGUAAUGAUGAUCUGAAGACGGAAAAGGAAAGUGUCAAUGCUGGUGUCAAUGGUUCGCGUACUAAAUCUCCUGAAAAUGAAAUGAAAUCCAUGAACAAUCCCACGAUGAUCAAGCCAAUGAAGCACGAGGAGAAUGAUACUGAAAGAGAGACCUCAGAACUUAGAAGGUCUCCAAGGGAAUUAAACGGCUUAUAUAAGAAAGAUGGUCAAGUAAAUCAAAGUGAAUGUGCAAACCAAGCGGAAAUUGGAGAUAAAAACCAUGGAGACCUCACUCAGUCUAAAGGGAGCAUUUAUGUAAAUCUGGCUGAUGAGAGGAUCAAUACCCCUAAGAAGCAUGAAAAGGAUGAUCUUGAAACAGGUAACUUCAAACUUAGAAGAUCUCCAAGGGCACUAAACAAGAAACACAGUCAAGUAAAUGCAAGUCAAUUUAUGGUUGAAGAGCAGACUGACAGGCAUAUAGUUCAUGUCAAAGAUGAUCAUCAUGGCAGCGCUCAUCCUAAAGGAAGCAUUUCAUCAUGUCAGUAUGAUGAGAAGAUUCCGUUGCAUGUGAAGGGCCAAAGUUCCAACAGUUUCACAAAAAAUGCCAUUGUCUCUGCAUCUAUCUCUUCAAAUAAAAUUCUGGAAGCACAGUUUUAUGACUUCAGUGGGGAAAAAUCUGAGGAGAAGUUUCAGACUGGUCAGCUAUGGGCACUGUAUAGUGAAGUAGAUAGGAUGCCUAAGAACUAUGCUCAAGUUAAGAAGAUCGAGCCUACUCCUUCUUUCAGGUUGCAUGUGGUAUUUCUUGAAGCCUGCUCGCCUCCCAAAGACAUGGUUCAGCCUGUUUGUUGUGGGACAUUCAAACUCAAAAAUGGGAAAACCAAGGUUUUUCCACGUGCAGACUUUUCUCAUCAGAUAAGAGCAGAAUCCAUUGGGAAGAACAAAUUUGCUAUCUUACCUAUUAAGGGUCAGGUCUGGGCAUUAUAUAAAAACUGGGAAAAUAAUUUGAUGUGCUCUGACAUAGUGAAUUGCAAGUAUGACAUAGUUGAAGUUCUCGAAGAUAAUGACCACAGCACAAAAGUUUCAGUUUUACUACCCCUAAAUGGUUUUAAAUCUGUUUAUAAGGCUCCAAGAAGGCAAAGAUCAAGUACUGGUAUUUUGGAUAUACCCCGGGACGAGUUACCAAGAUUCUCUCAUCAGAUUCCUGCUGUUCGACACACAGGGGAGAACGAUGCCCGCCUGGCAGACUGUUGGGAGCUAGACCCUGCUUCAGUCCCUGGUAUUUUAGUUUGUUUAGAUUGAAGUGUCAGUAAGGUAAGUUCUAUAUAUCAUCUUGUUCCCUCAAACCUAGUGUAACCAGGAGCUUCAUUCAGAAUGCUCCAAUGUGAAAAAUGGAAUGGAUUUAGGAGAAACUUGACAAAUAUGAUUCUCUCUUUUGCAUCUGGUA